Scophthalmus maximus (turbot) is the source of this 2664-nucleotide messenger RNA. Its product is annotated as rho-related GTP-binding protein RhoU-like. The record is from RefSeq and is a predicted model, not a curated record. The transcript is spliced from 4 exons. Gene Ontology annotation, molecular function: GTP binding; GTPase activity. Gene Ontology annotation, biological process: small GTPase-mediated signal transduction. The coding region runs from base 13 to 900 and encodes 295 amino acids. NCBI's taxonomy places the organism in Eukaryota, Metazoa, Chordata, Actinopteri, Pleuronectiformes, Scophthalmidae.
UUGACAGACGCCAUGCUCCUGCAGGAUGUGGGCAGGCAGAAGCCGCGGCGCCGCGUGUCCGACCCGGUGUGCGGCGGCGGAGGAGGGGGAGGAGGGGGAGGGGACGGUGCCCUGGGCCCGGUGCCGCCCGCAGGCCGCCUCAAGAACCGGGACUUCCCGCUGAGCGCGAGGCGCCGGCGCUCCGGUUCCGCGCCCGAGCGCAGGGUGAACUGCGUCCUGGUGGGAGACGGCGCGGUGGGCAAGACCAGCCUCGUGGUCAGCUACACCACCAACGGAUACCCGACAGAAUAUGUUCCGACAGCGUUCGACAACUUCACUGUGAUGGUGGUGGUGGACGGGAAGCCGGUGAGGCUGCAGCUCUGCGACAUGGCCGGACAGAAGUGGGGGCUGGUUGAUGGAUCGAUCAAUGACGAGCUGGAUCGCCUGCGACCGCUCUGCUACAAGAACGCCGACGUCUUCCUCCUCUGCUACAGCGUGGUCCGGCCCUGCUCCUUCCGGAACCUGAUCGAGCGGUGGGUUCCCGAGAUCCGCCAGCACUGUCCCGACGCGCCCCUGGUGCUGGUCGGCACCCAGGUGGACCUGAAGGAGGACGUCCAGGUGCUGAUCCACCUGGCACAGAACCAGCAGCGGCCCGUGGACGCCGAGGAGGGCCGGCGGCUCGCCCAGGAACUGGGCGCGGUGGGCUUCGCCGAGUGCUCGGCGCUCACCCAGAAGAACCUGAAGGAUGCGUUCGACUCGGCCAUCUUGGCCAGCUUCCAGCAGACGGACAGCAGCAGCAGCGGUGUCCAGCAGCGACUGACUCUGAGGAGGAAGACGCCCGACAAGAUCAAGAGCCUCUCGGAGACCUGGUGGAGGAAGAUCAGCUGCCUGAUGGGGGAGCAGAGCUGCGAAUUCGAAUGAACGGGCGUGAAGGUGUCGGGCGGGGCAGGGCGGUUUGUACCGCAAACGUUUCCUGUUCCAAUCCACACAAGCGCAAGCAGAAGAAAACCUUUUCAGUUGUACAUGUGAGGCUCAGUUUGCAUGUUCAUCACCAGACGUGAAGGUUCUAAUGAAAGAUGAGUUAUUGGUAUGUAGUCGAUUGGGGUCUAAAAGUAAUUUUUACUGUGAAUAAUAAAACAGAAAACACAAAAAAAGGAGUUUGGUGCUGCCGCACAUCCUCGGGGCAGGGAGUUCCAGAGCUGAGGAGCCUCGACUGCACAAGCUCUGUCAUCUUUAGUCCUGAGCCCGGACUAUUUUCUCGAUUAAUCGAUUCGUUGUUUGAUCCGUACAAUGACGAUCGUGUUUCCCAAACUCCCAAGAUGAUGUUUUGUUUCGUCCACACAGCUUUGGCUCGAUGCAAAGACUCUUUCCUGUCCGACAGGCUGAUACUGAUCAAGUGUUGCUCUUUGACUCAGGUGGUGAUAUUGUUUUUUAACUUUUACAUCCCAACAUUACUAGACUCUUAGUUCCUAGGUUAGUUAUCUAUUUAUUUCUUAUUAUUUUCUUUGCCAUCACUGAUCAUUCAAUGUUCAGAAGCCUUGAUUAAAGUUCAUAGCAACUGUGGAAACAAAAGUUUCGUGGCUGAUCAAUUCAAAUAUCAGAUGAUUGAAUUGGUUGUUCACGCUCGCCGUGUGAUGUGGGGGGAACAACGUGAGUAACGUUACUGUGCCACAACAACUUCUGCUCUUGAUCCACUGGCGUAUAAACGCAGGAGCUGCUGGAGGGUUAAUCUGGAUCAAGAGCUGCUGAUCGUCUCAUCAGGUCCCUGAUCCGUCAUCAUGACCCACUGCCGCAUCCGGCACCAACCACGGACAAACACAUCUUUACGUCAGAAACAAAAUCCGACCCAGCCUAUAGUCAGGGGGAAAAAAACCUUCCGAAAGAAGUAAAAUUGCACCUUAAUCUCUAGGUGUGGCUUCGCUCAGCUUCCCUCUCUGAUCCAGGGCCGGACCGGUGGCGGCUCCUCUAAUGGGAGCAGACGGGACCACCUGGACCGGAUUAGACCGGCAUAUGGAGCCUGAUUCUGUCUCCGCAGAUGCAUCGCACCUCACAGAGAUCACACCUAAAGAUACUUCCAAAGCUCUUAAUAAGAAAGGGACAUUUUAUGUUUAUCUCAAACCUGAGAUCACACAUUUGUUGGUGGGACAGAUUCCAGAUGCAGCGACUCGUACGGAUUCCCUGGAGACUUUCCCCUUUUAUCCCAACUCUUCCACCGAAACUUUGCUCUGUACAGAUUGAAAAACUCUUGGGGCACAUUUUGUGAUUUUGUGAUAUUGGGCUGCAAAAAUAAAAUCUGACUCGAACCUUAAACCAAGUUUAAGAUUUGAUGAUUUACAUCGUGGGGGCUCCCAAAAAAAAGAAGGCUGCAAGUCUCGAAAAUGUGACAGAUUAGAUAGAUUGUAUUCAUUUUCAUAGAAAAGAUACAAAGACAACAACAAAACAAACAAACAAAACUGUUAAGAAACUGUAUUAAAUCUAGUGAUGAAGCUGAAAACAUUGUCACAGUGUGGAUGAACGAUGCAGUCAUUUAAAAUCUGACCCAGUUCCAUCGAUAAAAAUUGUGACGUGUUGGAAUAAUCAGACUACGUCACUCAGUUUGUGUCCUUUAUUUGAUAUUCUCUACGACCGUUGUUGUUUUCAGCGUCAGGCUUCUGCAGAGACGCGUCAGGAGGAGCGGAGGCGUUA